AUGAUAACCUAUAGAUUAGCCUUAGCCAGUAUUAUUUUUUGUUUCAUCUAUACAAUUGUUACUCAUAUUCAUGAUUAUCACUUGAUGAUAUCAAAAAAAUUAAAAACAAAUUAUGUGCCCUUAAUGUAAACAUAUAUGAUGGAUCACACUAAUUAUAGCAAAUUCAAAUAAUCCUAUAAUGUAUUAAUAGUUUAAAUAUGAAAGGAAACAUCCCUUAAUAUGAUUGAAGAACCAGGUUAUUGCAUCGAAUCAGAUACCUUAGUAAUAAUUUGAGUUAAUCUAGAAAUUAUUACAUCCAGAUAUUUUACUUUAGGAUAAAUAUAUUUUGAGAGAAUUAGACAAAGGAAACUUAUAAAGGGAAAUAAUUAAGUCAAGAAUGUUUGAUUCUAUUCAAAACAUUUAACCUUUACAAAGUAUCAUAAUUGUAAACUUUAUUAAGAACCCACCACAAAAUUUUAACAUAAAAUUCCUCCUUAAUUAUCAUAUUUUUAUACUUAUAAACCAAGAUUAUAAGAUAAUUAUCAUCUUGGUUAAGGUUUAGGAUGUAUGUUUUAAAAAUUAAAUCAUAUACCUGGACUAUAUACUUUAACAAGCAAAAACAGUUUAAUAUAUAAUUAUGCCAAAUACAUUUAUGAUAUGAAAAAACGCAAUGCUAGUUCAUAAUGUAUAGGAAAUGCGUCUUAUGUUCCAGAUACAUUAAGAUUAAAUGUUAAAUCUGAAUGUUAAUCUUUUUUUAAAUACUUGAAUAAACUCUAAGAUGAAUAUUAGUAGAAAACAAGAGUUUACAAUGGUCCAGAUUAUUUGCUUAAAACUGAUGAACAUAGAGGAGAAGGGAUAAGAUUAUUAUUUUAAAAACAAAUAGAAAAUAUUACUGAAGUGUAUUAAAAUGGUGAGUUAUGUGGAAAUGUAAGUGAAAAAAUUGUAGCUUAAAAAUAUAUCAAUUAACCAUUUUUAUAUAAAGGACAUAAAAUUGAAUUUAGAAUGUACAUAUAUUUAGCAAGCAGUAAGCCUUUAUAAUUAUAUAUGUAUAAAAGAGCUUUAAUUAAAAGAUGUGCAAAUGAAUAUAAUCCAUUAUCAGAAUCAAUACCUGCUCAUAUAUGUAAUACUGCAAUAACAGAGAAAAGUCAUAAGAAUUAAAGUAAUGGUGCAGAAAAUUAAGAAGAAGAUGAAGAAAUGUUUAUUGAUUGGAAUUUAGAAGGAAUUGAAGAAUUAUUAAAAGAAUAAGGUAGAAUACCUAAGAAUUAAAAUUGGCUUUAAGAAUAUCUUUAUCCAAGAAUUUAUGUUAAAAUAAUUCAUACAAUAAGAAGUGGAUAAUACGCAUUUUAUUAAGAUUCUAGAUUUUGUGAAUUUUUGGCAAUUGAUUUUCUACUUGAUAAUGAUUUAGAUAUAUGGCUAUUGGAAAUCAAUUAUAACCCUUAAAUAUUAAGUGUAACACCUGAUAGGAUUAAAAGAAACUAUAAAAUGAUUGAAGAUACAAUGGAAAUUGCAUUUGCAUAUUUGAAAUCUAAAUAUAAAAGGAUUAAAAAAUUUUUAGAGGAAGAGUUAAUGAACUAUUAAUACACUGGAAUUAGAAUCAGACAAGUCGAUUUUAGAAAUCAAUUUGGAAAACAAUUUAAUUAAUUAUUAGAUGAUACAUAGAUUGAUUAAGAAUUCAGUUUAUCGAAAGAUAACCUAUAUUCGCACAUUAUAGAUGAAAGCAAAUAAGGGAGUGAAAAAUACUUUAAUUUGAUAGAUCCUGAAUGUAUUUGAAAUAAUUCUUGCCAAUUUGAGUUUAAUAA
Molecule: messenger RNA, 1778 nt
Organism: Paramecium sonneborni
Lineage: Eukaryota; Ciliophora; Oligohymenophorea; Peniculida; Parameciidae
Source: the annotation of a GenBank genome assembly